Phanerochaete carnosa HHB-10118-sp is the source of this 1810-nucleotide messenger RNA. RefSeq lists its product as uncharacterized. Gene Ontology annotation, molecular function: acetyltransferase activity; lipoic acid binding. NCBI's taxonomy places the organism in Eukaryota, Fungi, Basidiomycota, Agaricomycetes, Polyporales, Phanerochaetaceae. The record is from RefSeq and is a predicted model, not a curated record. The transcript is spliced from 3 exons. Gene Ontology annotation, cellular component: cytoplasm; mitochondrion. The coding region runs from base 81 to 1640 and encodes 519 amino acids.
CGGACCUUGUCCACAAGCGAUGAAAUACCAGAAUUGAACUUCCACUUCUCGUCCUCACUCUCUGCGAACUUGCCUUCGGAAUGCUGGGACGACUAGUUCGACUUCGAGGACGUUCGCUGCGUCCAGCGACGGUUUACGGUGUAUCACAUCUUCAUUCUUCCGCGGUAUGCUGGGGGAAGGUCUUGCGGACGUUCAAGCUCGCAGACAUUGGUGAGGGCAUAACGGAAUGCGAGGUCAUUCGAUGGAACGUAAGCCCAUCGAGUCAAGUCGCCGCGUUUGAUGCGCUCUGCGAAGUUCAAAGUGACAAGGCUAGUGUGGAAAUCACGAGUCCGUUCGACGGAGUGGUGAAAGACCUCUUAGUCAAGGAAAGCGAGGUAGCAAAGGUCGGCGAGGGCCUGUGUAUCAUUGAGGUCGACGAGGAGCAUGCUGGAGACGAACAGACUUCUAGCCCGCCUCCGCAUCCGGAGCAGGAAGCUAUGGAGAGCAAAGACUUUUCUGCAGAAAGGAAUGUCGAGCCAACUGCAGACGUACCCACGCCUGUGCGUAGGCAUCAUCCACUAGACCCCAGUGCUCCGCAAGACGUCAAGGCGACCCUCGGCACGAACGCGGAGAAUGUGCUCGCCACCCCUGCCACACGAUACUUUGCCCGCCAGAAUGGCGUAGACCUUGCUAAGUUGGCUCCUGGAAGCGGCAAAGGUGGCCGGAUUGAAAGGCGGGAUGUUGAAGCGUACCUCGCAGGAGGCCAGGAGCGCAAUGCGGUACCAAUCACGCAGGCCCCACCGCAGGUUCAGCAGGCAGAAGACGCCGUGAUUGAGCUCGGACGUACACGCUACGGCAUGUGGAAGGCGAUGACCAAGAGCUUGGAGAUCCCACACUUCGGCUACUCUACAAGCCUAGACUUGACGACACUGAACGAGAUAAUGCCCAUCCUGAACUCAUAUAUUCCUGCGCAUUAUCUGCCACCAUCCUCGAAGCCGUCGCAUCCCCCAGCAGUGUCACCUUCGGCCUUCUACGCGCAAUCCAGCCCUCCAACAGCCGAGCCUUCCGCGCAGUUCACCAAGCUCACCUAUCUCCCUAUCCUCCUGAAGACCCUCUCAAGAGCGAUGCUGGAGUGGCCGCUCUUCCGCUCCUCUAUCAUGCCCUCGUGGAACGCCGCCUCAGGUGAGAAGCCGACGCUCACGCUGCGCUCGCACGCCGACAUCAACAUCGCGCUCUCGACGCCGACGGGCCUUUACACGCCGACGCUCCAGCGCGUCGACGCGCACAACGUGUACGCGCUCGCCGCGCAGCUCAAGCACCUCUCGCACCUCGGCCGUCAGAUCCCCUGCGGCCUCACGCCCGCUGAGAUGCCCAAGCGUGGCGGCACGCUCACGGUCUCGAACGUCGGCGGCAUCGGCGAUGGCGAGGCCGCCUCGCCAGUGCUUGUCCCCGGCGGUGGUGUCGCCAUCGUCGCCAUCGGCCGCGCCAGGUGGGUCUGGGACGUCAAUCGCGGCGAUGGUCGCGGCGAGCGCCGCCUCAAGGUCGGCGUUAGUUGGAGUGCGGACCAUCGCGUCGUCGAGGGUGCCGAGCUCGUCGCGUUUAUUGAGAGCUGGAGGAGCUGGGUCGAAGCGCCGCAAAGACUUAUCGCUGAGGGUGUAUAAUUGAGAGGGAUUGCCCACAUAUACAGCUCGCCUGUGCAAGUGGCUGUAUUAUAAUAGCACUAUUGCCAACAUGCUAUCUGCUCCGCGAACGCAUCCAAACGUUCGUGGUAAAUCGUAGCUACAAAUCCUGGAAAGCAAAGUCACCAUGGGUACUCUUAACUUAUCGCAAG